Drosophila miranda is the source of this 491-nucleotide messenger RNA. It is a transcript of the gene mRpS14, whose product is annotated as 28S ribosomal protein S14, mitochondrial. Bases 25 to 411 code for a protein of 128 amino acids. The transcript has 2 exons. Gene Ontology annotation, biological process: translation. Gene Ontology annotation, cellular component: mitochondrial small ribosomal subunit; ribosome. NCBI's taxonomy places the organism in Eukaryota, Metazoa, Arthropoda, Insecta, Diptera, Drosophilidae. Gene Ontology annotation, molecular function: structural constituent of ribosome. The record is from RefSeq and is a predicted model, not a curated record.
GAACCAGAAAUUAACAGCAGCAGCAUGAAUUCUCUGGCCAGAAUUGGUGGUUUCGCUUGCCAAGCCGGGAAAUUAGCUGGAUUUGGCUUACAGCAAGUGCGAACAAAGUAUGCCGACUGGAAGAUGAUCCGUGAUGUCAAGCGCCGCAAGUGCGUGCAAGAGCAUGCCAAGGAGCGGCUUCGAGUUAAUUCACUUCGGAAGAAUGACAUACUGCCCAUUGAGCUGAGGGAAGUGGCCGAUGCGGAGAUUGCUGCUUUUCCACGCGACUCAUCAUUGGUCCGUGUUCGGGAACGUUGCGCACUUACGUCACGGCCGCGCGGAGUUGUCCACAAAUAUCGCCUCAGCAGAAUUGUAUGGCGCCAUUUGGCGGACUAUAACAAGCUAUCCGGCGUGCAACGUGCCAUGUGGUAGAGUCUAAAUCAAUACAAUAUUCUUUGUUUAUGUUAACAAUUUACACAAAAACCAAUAAAUACAUACAUAAGAACCGUAAA